GCUGUGCCUGGUGGGUAAAUUCAAACAGAAGAAAUGGAAGAGGGAUCCAAGAAGGGACAGUUUGAUUGUGAAAACAUGACUGUCAUCAAACACAGCAACACCAUCGAAACCUCUAACAACAACUGCAGUAACAAGCUUAUUCAAAGCAAUCAAUGCACAUCUCACGAAGAAGAAUCAAGAGCUUCAUCUGGAAAAACGGAAAGGAACAUUUUGUGCUAUGUCGACGAUCCAGAAUCCUCCGCUGAGUCUGAAGUGGAAAAUGUUUGCCUGCAGGACGACAUUGGAGAGUCUGAAUCAGAUAGUGUUUGUGUGGAGCAUUUGAACCCAUCAGAAGAUCAAGAAAACAGAAAUAGCUCCACACAGACAAGAACAGACCAUAGAGGUGAUGAUGUAGGUUGUCAGGAGACUGAUUCUUUGGCCAGUGCUUCUGGCAGUCAUAAGGAUUGUGAAUCAAAUGGAGUGCCUCCACACUCUGUAGAUGAUGAAGAAAUAUUCAGAAGAGCGAGAGAGGAAGGACGAGUGAAUGUCAUCUUCCCUGGAUGCAUCACUCAGGAUGGUUGCUGUCGAUUUGUUGGCGAGCUUCUGAAAUGUGUCCUUUAUCAGCGCCAACAGAUGCCCAUGACAUACGACCAAAUGGUGUUCCUUCAGAAACAGCAGCAUAAUGCCUCUCAGGACAUUAUAAAGCAGCGGUCUGCAAAGGCGUCAGGGGGUUUGGAUUGGCGUCGAUGCCAGAAGAUGUUGCAGGAACUGGAUGAUGUGUUGGCCCACCUUGAGGCACUGUUCUCUCUCAGUCGAGUUCCCCGCGUGCUUUUCAUGCUGGGUGGAUCCACUGUUCUUCCUACAGAGCUGUAUGAGGUCAACAUGGAAUCGGUGGCCGUCGGGGCCGGGGAAAACAGCUUAAGGACCUCAACCUGUCUAAGACAGAUUUUCCGCACGCUGUUUGUGGCUGACCUGUUAUCGGAUGCCAAGUCUGUGCGUCUUAUGAGCACCACAGUCUUGGCUCUGGGUCACCGGGAUUGUGGCGUGACCGGGUUUAAACCCAGAGUGGAUUUUAAAGUUCCCACAAAAGUGAAAAGGCAAGUCAUCUCUAUAGGCAGUGAUUUGUCUCUCGCCGGGGAGCUGCCAAAAACAGACCUGGAGGAUUAUAUAUGGUUUCAGGCCCCCGUCACUGUUAAAGGCUUCUGUAAAUGAUGAGAGAAUAAAGAAUAACAGAUUUCAGGGAAUGUUGGAAUACAGUUCACUCCAUUCUCAGGGAUCACCAGAUGACUGGCCAAAAAAGUAAACGGGCUAUUGUAUUUUUUUUCUUAUGCUUCAUUCAGGAUUUCUGUGUGAAUUUUAACAUUUUAAAACCUCAUUUUAUUUAUCUUAUGUUUACAUUGUCAUCAGCUAAUCCAUAUAUUUUUUACAUUUUACAGAACACAGCGGUGGUUUUGUAAUGUUUAAUAGCCUGGGCUGCUACUCACUCC
Molecule: messenger RNA, 1466 nt
Organism: Danio rerio (zebrafish)
Lineage: Eukaryota; Metazoa; Chordata; Actinopteri; Cypriniformes; Danionidae
Gene: mad2l1bp
Product: MAD2L1 binding protein
Biological process (GO): regulation of exit from mitosis
Cellular component (GO): nucleus
Source: RefSeq, marked validated